GUUUGUUUAGUUUGUUAGCUACAAGAUGGCGGCACCCAUCGAAUCGCACCGCCUUGCUUUCCUUUGAAAUAUAACUGCAACAGAAAAUUAAUGCGUUUAAUUUUGAAGAGAUUAUCAAAAAAAAUGGUCUCAGAGUUACACAAUUUUGAUGGCUGUGCAUUCAUGUUGUUCCGGAUCUACGUUUCAUAUUUUCUUCUCGGGUGUCUCGCUUGCUAAAAUGGCGGCUCCCAUAGAUGGUUUUUUUUUGUGCUUCUUCUUGGCUAAAUAAGCUUGCGAGCUAGCAUCCACAGCCUGGACAUAUUUAUAUUCUCUAUACAAUUAUCUACAAGUGGUCUUGAACUGGGAACAACGCAUACAAAUCUUGAUACUAUAUUUGAUGUUUGAGUGCAGUAUUUUAGCAGGACGCGUUUUUUAAUCCUGUUAGUUUAGCGUUAACGUUACUGUAGCCAGCUACUGUUAGCUUGUUGUCAGUUAACGUUAGCUGGCUAGUCCUAACGGAAGCUAGCUAACUAGUUAGCUUAGCAUUGUUGUACAUUAGCAAUUUAGCUAUAUUGGAAAGCUUUUCAAAUUGGAUUUUUUUCCCUCAAAGAGAAACUGAAUCUACCGGCACCAUGACAUCUGGGAACUCUGGCUCAGUUCUGCAGCCACGGUGGAAGCGGGUGUUGGGUUGGUCCGGCCCUGUCCCUCGGCCCCGACACGGACAUCGUGCAGUUGCAAUCAAAGAAUUGAUGGUUGUUUUCGGGGGAGGCAAUGAAGGAAUUGUGGAUGAGCUACACGUAUAUAACACAGCAACCAAUCAGUGGUUCAUUCCUGCUGUCCGUGGCGACAUCCCGCCUGGCUGUGCUGCGUAUGGGUUUGUGUGCGACGGCACAAGGCUGCUGGUGUUCGGAGGGAUGGUGGAGUAUGGCAAAUACAGUAACGAUCUGUAUGAACUGCAGGCCAGUCGCUGGGAGUGGAAGCGUCUGAAGCCCAAGUCUCCUAAGAACGGCCCUCCUCCCUGUCCCCGCCUGGGACACAGCUUCUCCCUAGUAGGGAACAAAUGCUUCCUGUUUGGAGGACUGGCUAACGACAGUGAGGACCCCAAGAACAACAUCCCCAGAUACCUGAAUGAUCUGUAUACGCUGGAGCUGCGCGCCGGCUCCAGUGUAGUAGGCUGGGACAUCCCCAUCACCUACGGGGUGUUGCCCCCACCCAGAGAGAGCCAUACUGCCGUCGUCUACACAGAGAAGACCUCUAGCAAGUCCCGUCUGGUCAUCUAUGGGGGUAUGAGCGGCUGUCGACUGGGGGAUUUGUGGACCCUGGAUAUAGACACCCUGACAUGGAAUAAACCGUCUAUCAACGGGACAGCUCCUCUUCCCCGCAGUCUCCACUCUGCCACAACCAUCACCAACAAGAUGUACGUUUUCGGAGGCUGGGUUCCCCUGGUGAUGGAUGACGUCAAAGUAGCGACACACGAGAAGGAGUGGAAGUGCACCAACACACUGGCCUGUCUCAACCUAGACUCGAUGGCGUGGGAGUCGGUGCUGAUGGAUUCUCUAGAAGAUAACAUCCCCAGGGCCAGGGCCGGUCACUGCUCCGUGGCCAUCAACUCACGUCUCUACGUGUGGAGCGGCCGGGACGGAUACCGCAAGGCCUGGAACAACCAGGUGUGCUGUAAGGACCUCUGGUACCUGGAGACAGAGAAGCCCCGCCCCCCGUCACGAGUGCAGCUGGUGAGAGCCAAUACCAGUAGCCUAGAGGUGAGCUGGGGGGCGGUACCUACCGCAGACACCUACCUGUUGCAGCUGCAGAAGUACGAUAUCCCUCCCACCUCAGCCACCACCACCCCCGGGGUCAGCCCCGCGACAUCACUACCGGUCAACUCCCCCAAGAGCCCUGUCACAGCCUCUGCAGCGUCCCCGCAGGGCCUGCCUCUCCAAGGCAUAACGCUGGUCCCCUCCCCCACCACCACAAUGCCUGGGAGUCCACUGGCUGCUGCUAAUGCACGCGGGCCAGCUAUCUUGAAGGUGUCUGCUCCUCACGCCACCACAGGCACCUCCAUCGUCACGGUGAGACAGGCCAACCAGGGCGGGAAAUCUCCCGUAACGGUGACGUCACUUCCUGCCGGGGUCCGCAUGGUGGUGCCGGCCCAGGGUGCACAGGGAACGCCAAUGGGCAGCAGCCCUCAGAUGAGUGGCAUGGCUGCGUUGGCUGCAGCAGCUGCGGCCACCCAGAAGAUCCCGCCCUCCACGGCCACCAUGCAGCUGCCAGCCGGUGCUACUAUAGUCAAGACCGUGGCCAUGAGCCCCGGAGCACAGACUGCUAAAGUAGCUUCGCCUGUUAUGGUUAGUAACCCAGCAACCCGCAUGCUGAAGACUGCUGCCGCUCAGGUUGGCACGUCAGGUGUUGCCACACCCGGAACUCCUUCUCGCCCAAUCAUCACCGUGCACAAGUCUGGCACGGUGACGGUUGCCCAGCAACACCAGGUGGUUACCACGGUAGUGGGAGGAGUCACCAAGACAAUCACCCUGGUUAAGAGUCCCCUUACUAUGGGGGGAGGUGGAACACUGCUGUCUAACCUGUCCAACCUGGGCAAGGUGAUGUCCGUGGUCCAGACCAAGCCUGGUCAGACCGGAGCUGUGACGGGACAGGCUGGCUCCAGCCUCCAGCACAUUAUACAGACUAAAGGUCCCCUCCCGGCGGGCACCAUCCUGAAGCUGGUGACGUCAGCGGACGGCAAGCCAACCACCAUCAUCACAACGUCUCAGGCUGGGACCGCGGGAGGAAAGCCCACCAUCUUAUCUUACAGCGGCAUGCCCACCACCACCACCAAGCCUGGCACGCACAUCAUCAAGACCAUACCCAUGUCUGCCAUCGGACAAGCAGGAGUGACAGGAAGUGGUAUGAAGUCCCCCAUUACCAUCAUUACCACUAAGAUGAUGACACCAGGCACUGGAACACCAGGCAAGAUCAUCAGCGCAAUGCCCAGAGCUGGGGCUGGCCAGCAGGGACUCACACAGGUGGUGCUGAAGGGUGCUCCUGGACAGCCCGGGACUAUUUUACGGACCGUCCCCAUGGGAGGAGUACGUCUCGUCUCCCCGGUUACUGUUUCCGGCGUCAAACCUAACGUCACCACCCUUGUCGUCAAGGGAACCACGGGUGUGACAACGUUUGGUACGGUCACUGGCACAGUGUCUUCAAGCCUGGCGGGUGGAAGCGUUGCCACGGCUACCCCCAUCACCACCUUGGGCACCAUGACCACUCUGCCUGGACAGGUCACCGUCGCCGCAGCUCAGGCGGGAGCUCAACCCACUCAGGUGACCCUAAUCACGACCCCCAGUGGUGUGGAUGCUCAGCCUGUCCACGACCUCCCUGUCUCCAUCCUGUCCUCCCCUACUUCCGCCGACCCCUCGUCCACCCAGCCCGAGGCAGGCGACCCAGGAACGGUAACCCUGGUCUGCUCAAACCCACCCUGCGAGACCCACGAGACCGGCACUACCAAUACCGCUACAACGGCCUCGGCUAACAUGACUGGUAAUGGUGGGGUAGAGAGGAUGUGUACAAACCCGCCGUGCGAAACUCACGAGACCGGCACCACCAAUACUCAAACGACGGCGUCCUCCAACAUGGGCCAGGUGCAGCAGGUGUGCACCAACCCGCCGUCAGAGACUCACGAUACAGGUACCACCAACACCCAGACCAUCGCCAGCUGUAACAUGGGAUCUAACCAGCAACAACAAGGUUCCAGUGUGACCAACAACACCAGCGGGUCUGAUCCCCCGUCCUCUCCGUGCUCCUCUUCCUCCGGAGCCGUCUCGCCCUCGUCUGUCUCUGGUACCAGCUCUGUCCCCGGGGUGCUACGACCGGAGACUCUGAGAACGGGGACCACCUACACCUCGACCACCGCGCGCUCUAACAUGGGUUCUGACAAGAUGGGCAUGACGCUUAGCUCUUCGUCCUCAGAUAACCAGAGCAAGUCAUCCAACGCUGGUGGUGGAGGAGGAUCCCCACUCACCUCUUCUGUCUGCUCCAGUCCACCUUGUGAAACACACCAGACAAGCCCCACUGUGACCGGAGCUGAAGGCAGCAGCGCCACACAGGUCUGCUCCAAUCCACCUUGUGAAACACACCAGACAAGCCCCACUGUGACCGGAGCUGAAGGCAGCAGCGCCACACAGGUCUGCUCCAAUCCACCUUGUGAAACACACCAGACUGGCACUACCGCUACGUCGACGCAGGCCAACUCCAGUAUGGGCAACGGGCAGACUACAGGGACAGUGCAGAAGGUGUGUUCCAAUCCGCCGUGUGAAACACACGAAACGGGCACCACCAACACCCCGUCUCAGACUACGUCCAACCUGGCGGGAACGGGAACGGUCCAGAGAGUGUGUUCCAAUCCGCCGUGUGAAACACACGAAACGGGCACCACCAACACGGCUACUACAGCCCAGCCUGGUGACUCGACACAGGGAGACAACGGAACUACAGAGGCUCCCUCGUCGUCCUCGGUAACCACAGAGUCCAGCGCCGUGGUGGCGUCUGGUCGAGCAGUUACCACGGUUACCCAGUCCACACCCACACCUGGACCCUCCGUACCUGAGAUCUCGUCGAUGUCUGGGUCGUCUGAGGCGAUGGUGGCGGCAUGUAUAGAGGGAGAGGAGGCCAUGCAGACCGACUGUCUCCCAGAGGGCACGGUGAGGGUCGUGACCCUGGAGGAGGCUGCUGCAGCUGGGAUACAGGUCCAUGUGGAGGGCAUGGAGGAACAGAACCAGGGGGAGCAGGAGGGCCUGCCUGCAGAGCUGAUGUCUGAAGGUGGCUCGGUGGGCCAGCAGACCCUGAUGGUGACGGGUUUAACCCCCGAGGAGCUGGCUGUUACCGCUGCUGCUGAGGAGGCGGCACAACACGCUGCUACUGAGGAGGCUAACGCCCAGGCCAUGGCCAUACAGGCUGUCCUGCAGGCCGCACAGCACGCUGUCAUGAAUGAAGGAGACAGUGGCCAGACCACCGCCAUCCCCAUUGUGUUGACUCAGGCUGAACUGGCAGCCCUGGUUCAACAACAGCAGCAGCUACAGGAAGCCCAGGCCCUGGCUCAGGCAGCAGCGGCGGCGGCAGCAGCAGCAGCAGCACAGCACAACCAGCCCACCGAGGGCCUGGCCCCAGCAGACAGCCUGAACGACCCAGCGUCAGAGAGUAACGGCCAGGAGCUGGCUGCAGCAGUGACCCAGGCUGUGGCCCGGCUAGCCCCGACCUGCACCAUGGUGGUGACAAACCCGGCUAAGACUCAGCCCAUGAUGGUGGCCAGCCCGGCUAAGACUCAGCCCAUGAUGGUGGCCAGCCCGGCUAAGACUCAGCCCAUGAUGGUGGCCAGCCCGGCUAAGACUCAGCCCAUGAUGGUGGCCAGCCCGGCUAAGACUCAGCCCAUGAUGGUGGCCAGUCCGGCUAAGACUCAGCCCAUGAUGGUGGCCAGUCCGGCUAAGACUCAGCCCAUGAUGGUGGCCAGUCCGGCUAAGAUGCAGGCAGCUGCGACCCUGGCAGAGGUGGCUAACGGCAUAGAGUCUGCUGCAGGGAGGCAAGGAGCUCCUCCUGCGGUGGCCAAAGCCCCGGUGAAGAAAGACAACCAGUGGUUUGACGUUGGCAUCGUCAAGGUGACCAACACCGUGGUUACGCACUACUACCUGCCCACUGACGACCAAGCCACUGUCGACGAUGACUCUGGGGCCAUCCCGGACUACAGUCAGAUGAAGAAGAUGGAACUCCAGCCUGGGACGGCCUAUAAAUUCAGAGUGGCCGGGAUCAACACUUGUGGCCGGGGGAACUUCUCAGAGGUCUCAGCCUUCAAGACCUGUCUACCAGGCUUCCCCGGAGCUCCUUGUGCUAUCAAGAUCAGCAAGAGCCCAGACGGAGCCCACCUGACCUGGGAGCCUCCGUCCGUCACAUCUGGUAAGAUCAUCGAGUACUCGGUGUACCUGGCCAUCCAGAGCGCCCAGAGCGGGGAGCAGGCCAAGCCCACUACCACCACCACCCCAGCCCAGCUGGCUUUCAUGCGGGUGUUCUGUGGGCCCAACCCUUCCUGUCUGGUGCAGUCGUCCAGCCUCUCCAACGCGCACAUAGACUACACCACAAAGCCUGCCAUCAUCUUCCGCAUCGCAGCCCGCAACGAGAAAGGAUACGGCCCUGCCACGCAGGUCAGGUGGCUCCAAGAGGUAGGGAAAGAUGGCGUCGCAGCUAAGCCUACUGCCAAGAGACCAGGCUCCUCGCCUGACAUGAAAGCUACUGGUCCAAAGAAGGCCAGAUCAGACCAGUAAAAGGGGUUUCCUUCUUCUCCUCUUGUUUUCCAUGAUGACUAUGACUGAACUGAAUACAACACCUUCCUACUGAAUACAACACCCCAGCCUCAACCAGCCCCCUCACCAACUAUCUACAAUAUCCUUGCCUCAACCUCAGUCCCCCAAACCUGGACCCAGAGCGGUCCCCCAAACCUGGACCCAAACUACCCAUCAUUCACAAAACGGCCGCAAGGGAAAAACCCAUUUGAAAAUAAUCCCAGAACCCUGCCCUCAUCACUGGAGGUUGUGGUGCCAAGGACACCGUGUUUCAACUUCUUUAUUGGUUUAUUACUGAUCUUCUGUUAAAACGGUUGAAAGCACAUAAUUACAUUUCUCUUGCUUUUUUUUUCUUUUAUGAUUUUCGGUGAAAUCAAAAAAAAUACGAGAAAAAAAAAACUGUUGAGUCCGCUUUAACUGUAGUUGCUAGCUAGUUCUUUAGUCUCUAUCCCAUGCUUUCCCCCACUCCCGGGUUUAUCAACACGAGCAAUACACAGCACAAAUAGCUGUGUAUGUCCUAUGUCAUUUUGCUCGUCGGUCGAUUGGUCACAUUUAGAAGGAUCCGGAUGGUUGGAACAGAAGAACACAGCAUCAUAACGUUGUCACGGGGGCCGGGGGGGGGGAGAAAAACACAGCGAUGGGAAAACAGACAGCACUUGGGGAGGACAAAGUGUUUCUCCAUUUUGAAGGGGAAUCAUCGUCAUCGUCAACCGAUUUUAAGACUCUGUAUUUGUCCUGGCUUUCGUCUUGCUUUGUGACAUCACUGUGUUCAUUCGUACCCACGUCACAGGAAGUGUUUUUGAUGUAGGUUUAGGAGACUAGAGAAUAAAGUAGUCUGUUUCCUUUUCAUUGGAGGAUGCGUGGACACUGACUGACUGACUGACUGACUGACUGACUGACUGACUGACUGACUGAGCCAGGGUGAAAAGUACAAUGGUUUUUCACAGCCCUAUUUCGACAGGUAAUUUGACACUUAUUUCAGAAUUGGUGGUCUAAUGAAGCGUUAAAUAAAGGACUUUUUUUUUUUUGUACUUGCUCUGCUGCGGAAGAUGAACGAACAGAACGUAAGAUUUGACUAAAAGAAAGAGGCGAGUGGAUGUUUUUUUAGUUUUUUUUUUUACUUUCAGUUUUUUUUUUUAUGUUUUAUUAAAGGAAUUGAUUUGCAGAAGAAAAGCUCAUUUUCCACCUGUCCUCCUCCUCCUCGUCUCGACCUGUUGAUAGUCCAUAGAAUGCAUUUGUUGACAUCUUAUGGCAUUUAGAAGGUUAUUUUUCCAAACCUUGUUUUUAGAGUUCUGAGAAUUAACUGGGAUAUUUUCUGCCCCCCAAAAAUGCGGACAAACUGUUGAUAUUGAUAACCAUUCACAUUACUUUUGGUGUAUUGUUGUUGUUUAUUAUUAUUAUUAUUAUUAUUAUUCUUUGCUUUACAUAUGUUUAGGUAUGCAAGUGUGUGUAAUGUGACAAAUGUUUUCCAUGUAGUUGGCAUGCAUGUCUUUUUGAACAGAGCAUUUUAUUUACCUAGAGGUGGGAAAUGUUCGUUAUGAAGAAUGAUUGAAUGAUGCAGACAGGGUUUGAGCUCAGUUGUAAAUUAGUUCCUUCCUUCACGUAGCAAGUAAAGUAAAAAAGUAAAAAAAAAAAAAAAAAAUACUUUUUUAAUAAUUAUCUGUAACAAAAAUGUUUUUACAUGUUUGUCAUCUCGGUUGCUGUAUGUCUUGAUAUAUAUAAAAAAAAAAAAAAUUGAAAAACGAAA
Molecule: messenger RNA, 8049 nt
Organism: Salmo salar (Atlantic salmon)
Lineage: Eukaryota; Metazoa; Chordata; Actinopteri; Salmoniformes; Salmonidae
Source: RefSeq, a predicted model, not a curated record